Messenger RNA from Corvus hawaiiensis (hawaiian crow), 2381 nucleotides. RefSeq names its product nucleoredoxin (gene NXN). Gene Ontology annotation, molecular function: thioredoxin-disulfide reductase (NADPH) activity. The transcript has 7 exons. NCBI's taxonomy places the organism in Eukaryota, Metazoa, Chordata, Aves, Passeriformes, Corvidae. The record is from RefSeq and is a predicted model, not a curated record. The coding region runs from base 44 to 1447 and encodes 467 amino acids.
CGCGGAGCGGAGCGGAGCGGGCGCGCAGCGGGAGCGGAGCGGGAUGGCGGGCGCGCUCACCGACGUGCUGGGAGAGGUGCUGGUGGCCGCCGACGGCGAGGAGGUGGCCGUGUCGGCGCUAGCCGCCCGCGGGGUCUCCCUGGUGGGGCUCUACUUCGGCUGCAGCCUCGGCGGCCCCUGCGCGCAGCUCGGCGCCAGCCUGGCCGCCUUCUACGGGCGCUUCAGGGGGGAAGCGGCGGCGGCCGGCGGGCAGCGCCUCGAGAUCGUCUUCGUGUCGGCGGAGCAGGAGCAGCAGCAGUGGCAGGAGGCGGUGCGGGCCAUGCCCUGGCUGGCGCUGCCCUUCGCCGACAAGCACCGCAAGCUGAAGCUGUGGAACAAGUACAGAGUCUCCAACAUUCCUUCCCUAAUAUUUAUCGAUGCCGCCACUGGGAAGGUGGUUUGCAGGAAUGGCCUCCUGGUCAUCCGAGAUGACCCUGAAGGUCUGGAGUUCCCUUGGGGGCCAAAACCCUUCAGUGAAGUUGUUGCUGGGCCUCUGCUAAGGAACAAUGGGCAGACACUGGACAGCAGUGCCUUGGAGGGCUCUCACGUUGGGGUCUAUUUCUCCGCGCACUGGUGCCCGCCAUGCCGAAGCCUCACGAGGGUGCUGGUGGAGUCCUACCGGAAAAUCAAGGAGGCAGGCCAGAAGUUUGAGAUCCUCUUCGUCAGUGCAGACAGGUCGGAGGACUCCUUCAAGCAGUACUUCAGUGAGAUGCCCUGGGUGGCUGUGCCCUACGCUGACGAGGCCAGACGGUCACGCCUGAACCGACUCUACGGCAUCCAAGGCAUCCCAACUCUCAUCGUCCUGGACUCCAAGGGAGACGUGAUCACGCGGCAGGGCCGGGUGGAGGUACUGAACGAUAUCGAGUGCCGCGAGUUCCCCUGGCACCCCAAGCCCGUGCUGGAGCUGACGGACUCCAACGCCGUGCAGCUGAAUGAGGGCCCCUGCCUCGUUCUCUUUGUAGAUUUCCUUUUGACCCUGGUUAUUUAUUCAGCGGAGCCCAGCGGGGGAUGUGAGCACAGAGCCAAAAAUCCUCUCCUCACGCGGGAAGGACCGGCUGGCCACGCCAAGCCUGAUGGAUUGGGGCUGGCGCUGCAGGCCUCUGGAAAGAGUUAUUUUUAUCUUGCUCUGAGCAAAGUUUUUCUAUCACCUUGCUGCAAACAGCUCAUCAGGAGAACAGCUGGGGCUCCUGCUUGCUGCUUUUGGGGGUGGAUGGUCUUGAUGAAAUCCACCAGUGAUGUGCUGGGGCAGAGAUGCAGCUGGUGCUGCAGCAAGGCAGGCACUGGGAAUGGGGGCUUCUGGCCAGCUUUGUCCUGCUGUGAGACCCCCCCCAGCAGACCAGUGCCUGCACUGCACAGGCAGCAACACCCCCAGGAGAAGGCAGGCUUAGCAAGUGCUGAUGCUGAAUAAAUCCUGACUGAUCUACCUCCUUCCCCAGAGGGGUUAGGGCUGGGUUAGCCAGAGUGUGCAGGGCUGCCUGGAGUGCUGCCAGCAGCCGAUGUUUGUAGGAAAAUCAAUCCCUGCAGACACCCCGCAACUCAGUGUAUUUAUCACUGCCCUGCACGCAGGACAGACCCUGAAAUCCAGAGUGCAGCGUCUCUGGAAUCUCCUGCUUUGCUUGGAGAAGCCAGAGAGGAGGACAGGAAUGUAUGGAGCAAGGGCAGAGAGUUUUCUGGGCAGGGCCUGUCCCAGCUGGGGGCUGGACCUGUCAUGGUGGUUACAUCAGGGACCACGAGGGGAGACAAGGGACUUCUCUUCUGCCUUCUUCCUUUAAUGCCUGAAAGUUGUCCCCGAAUUGGAAUCUUUUAAUCUCAGUGCUUCCCAAGGACGCAGACUCUCCUCUUUCCAGCUCACUAUUUGAACUUCAGUGGUGGCUGGUGUUUGAUUGAUGCUGCCAUCUCUUUCUACCCUCCCUCUGUCAAAUCAAAGCUGCCUUCACAGCGCUGAGACUGGAGCAGCAGAGCUGCAGCUCAGCCAUCCCGAGGCAGAGGGAUGGUGGGUGGCGGGCGGGGAGGCAGCAGCCUCAGAUCAGCACCUUUGUUUGGUCUUCAAAACGUGCUCAAACCACAAAGCAGCUUCUUUGUGCCUGUUUGUAUCACCAACAGCACCAGGGAGCAAGCAGUGGAGUAUUUGGGGAGCAGGAGUUGCUCUUCUGUUACGUGUUUCCCUGUAGUGCAUUUCAGCUGCUCCCUAAUUGCUCCAGAGCCGUGUGGCUUUGAAGUCCAUGCGGCACAUCCGGGCUCUGGCUUCCUGCGUGGUGGUGCAGUGGGACAGAGCCAGUUUGCAUCCUUUGCCCCUAACCUCCUUUUUUUGCCUUGCCUCUUUUCAUUUGUCUCCCCAACCC